This is a messenger RNA of Pistacia vera, 429 nucleotides long. Its product is annotated as secreted RxLR effector protein 161-like. The record is from RefSeq and is a predicted model, not a curated record. Bases 1 to 429 code for a protein of 142 amino acids. The transcript has a single exon. Lineage: Eukaryota; Viridiplantae; Streptophyta; Magnoliopsida; Sapindales; Anacardiaceae.
AUGGAAGGGAUUCCAUAUGCAUUAGUAGUUGGGACCUUAACGUACGCAGAGACUUAUACGAGGCCAGACACCAGUUUUGCCAUUGGAAUGCUCAGCCGAUAUCAAAGUAAUCUAGGGAUGGACCACUGGAAGGCUACGAAGAAAGUUUUGAGGUACUUGCAAGGAACAAAAGAUCACAUGCUUACUUAUAGGAGAUCUGAUCAUCUCGAGGUGAUUGGAUAUUCAAAUUCAUAUUUUGCUAGGUGUGUUGAUACAAGAAAAUUCACAUUUGUCUAUUUGUUCCUUUUAGCUAGAGGAGCUACAUCAUGGAAGAGUGCGAAGCAGUCUAUUAUUGCUACAUCCACUAUGGAAGUUGAGUUUGUGACUUGUUUUGAGGCCACAUUCAAGGGAAUUGGUUAUAGAACUUUAUUCAAGACUUGGAAUAGUUGA